AUGCUUUCCCGACUUGCUAAGCUUCCAGUACAAUGUGGACAACAGGCUGUUGCCUUCUCCACUACUCGUUCAGUUUUGGGCAGUCAAGAUACUGUCAAGCUUUGGAUUGAUGGACAAGCUGUUGAAUCAAAGGCCACUGAGUGGGUUGAAUUGACAAAUCCAGCUACCAACGAAGUUAUCUCUCGUGUUCCCAAGACCACUCAAGCUGAAAUGAACGCUGCUGUUGAAUCUUGCAAGAAAGCUUACUCUACCUGGAAGAAUACCUCUCCCCUUACUCGCCAACAGACAAUGUUCCGUCUUCAAGCUCUUAUCAAGAGAGACAUGAAGAAACUUGCCGAGAACAUCACCCAAGAGCAAGGAAAGACCCUUCCUGAUGCUGAAGGAGAUGUCAGCCGUGGACUUCAAGUUGUCGAGCACGCCUGCUCUGUUCCAUCUCUCAUGAUGGGAGAAACUCUUCCAAAUGUUUCACGUGAUAUGGACACUUUCUCCUGGAGAGUACCCCUCGGAGUUACUGCUGGUAUCUGCCCAUUCAACUUCCCAGCUAUGGUUCCCCUCUGGAUGUUCCCUAUUGCUCUCGCUACUGGAAACACCAUGGUCGUUAAGCCUUCCGAGCAAGAUCCCGGAGCAACCAUGAUGCUCGUUGAGCUGGCCAAGGAAGCUGGAGUUCCAGAUGGAUGUGUCAACGUUAUCCAUGGACAACACGACUCUAUCAACUUCAUCUGUGACCAUCCUGAUAUUCAGGCUAUUUCCUUCGUUGGAGGAGAUGUCGCCGGAAAGCACAUUUAUGAGAGAGGAUCCAAAAAUGGAAAGCGUGUUCAAUCAAACAUGGGAGCCAAAAACCACGGAGUUGUUAUGCCUGAUGCCAACAAGGAACAAGUCUUGAAUCAACUCACUGCUGCUGCCUUCGGAGCUGCUGGUCAGCGUUGUAUGGCUUUGACUACCGCCAUCUUUGUCGGAGAAGCCCGCUCCUGGUUGCCAGAGCUUGCUGAGAAGGUCAAGAAGCUUAAAGUCAACGCUGGAUGGAUCCCAGAGACUGACAUCGGACCUUUAAUCUCUAAGGCCUCUAAGAGCCGUGUCAUCUCUCUUGUUCAAGGAGCUAAGAAGGAGGGAGCCAAUGUUAUCCUUGAUGGAUCUGAGCAUGUUGUCUCUGGAUUCGAGAAUGGAAACUUCGUCGGACCAUCUAUCAUCGCUGGAGUCACCCCCAACAUGACCUGCUACAAGGAGGAAAUCUUCGGACCUGUCCUUGUUGCCAUGGAAGCUGAAACUCUUCAAGAUGCUAUUGAGAUCAUCAACAACAACCCUUACGGAAACGGUACCGCCAUUUUCACCAGCAACGGAGCUACCGCCAGAAAGUUCACCGCUGAAGUUGAUUGCGGACAAAUCGGAGUUAAUGUACCAAUCCCAGUUCCACUUCCAAUGUUCUCCUUCACCGGAUCUCGUGGAUCUUUCCGUGGAGACAUGAACUUCUAUGGAAAGGCUGGAGUUGCUUUCUACUCUCAAUGGAAGACAGUUACCCAAUACUGGAACGAGGCUCUUACUGAGAUCAAGCCUCAAAUGGCCUUCCCUCAACUUAAUUUUUUGCAAAGAUGUUUCUUCCCUCCUUGGAGAGACAGGGACUUUAAUAAGAUUUUAUUUUUAAAUCAGCAUGUAUUUUCAUAG
Messenger RNA from Auanema sp. JU1783, 1659 nucleotides. NCBI's taxonomy places the organism in Eukaryota, Metazoa, Nematoda, Chromadorea, Rhabditida, Rhabditidae. The record is from the annotation of a GenBank genome assembly.